This is a messenger RNA of Somion occarium, 1325 nucleotides long. The record is from the annotation of a GenBank genome assembly. Lineage: Eukaryota; Fungi; Basidiomycota; Agaricomycetes; Polyporales; Cerrenaceae.
CCAGUGACCUCAACACUCUCAAACUUGAUAGUUUGUUCGUAUUCUUCAUUCUAUGGUCUUUAACGCUAUUCUAAUCGGCACUGAAUGUUGAAAUGCUACAGCUUGAUCAAUCUUAGUGGUUGUACAUACCCAUCUUCUGCUUACUUGACAUCGACUCGCCAUCGACAUCUUCUGAAUCCAGCAAGUUACUCAACAACCGCCGCUAUAUAUCAGACCUAUUCUCGCAGAGACAACAUGUCAUCAGAACAGAACGCUGAAAGUCCCGCAAACAAUGGCCCUAAGACCACACUUGAGGAAAAAGAUGGCAGAAAGCCACGGACGAAAGGCGGCCGUCAACAAGGCGGAUCAUCCAAGUUACGAGGACUUCCCAGAGAUCCAGAUGAAGUCCGUAUGUCCAAGACGCUGUCUUGGGUCUUACGCCAUGGUGCAAAGUCCGAGGGUUUAUUCAUGCGCCCGGAUGGGUAUGUGCGGGUGCACGACCUUCUGAGUCUGCCUAAGUUUCAGGGCAUGGACUUCGAGAAGAUUCAGAAAAUAGUAGAGGCCGAUGCGAAGCAGCGAUACGGCCUACUAUUCCAAUCUGAUCCUUCCUCCCAAGACGCAACGGAAAUUUGGUGGAUCAGGGCCAGCCAAGGCCAUUCACUCAAUGAUGUCGAACUUGACCUAAAACCGAUCAAUUCUGUUGACGAUAUUCCAACGCGAACAGCCGUGCAUGGCACUAACCGUAAGGCAUGGGAGACCAUCCGUACCAAAGGGCUGAGUAAAAUGCGCCGCAAUCACAUCCAUCUUGCCCAAGGUGUCCCAGGCUCAGGCGUUAUUAGCGGUAUGAGACAAUCGGCACAGAUACUAAUUCAUGUGGACGUGCAAGCAGCCAUCGACGCUGGACUCAAGUUCUUCAUGUCCGACAACGGCGUAAUCCUCACAUCAGGAAAUGAGCGCGGCAUCCUUGAACCUCGGUUCUUUGAGAAGGUAGAGCAGAGACAGGGCAAGGUGAUGCAAACCAUCCCACUUGGUCCUGCUACUGCUAAAGGACCUUCAACAACUGUGAAGAGCACCGAGGGCACCAGUGAGAAUUCAAACAGCCAAGCAACGACAGAGGUGUCGGAACAAGGGGCGGAGCAGGCGAAAAGUGCAUAACACCUUUCUCAAUCAUAAUUAUGAUAUAUCUAUUUGUGUGUCUAUUCACGACCAAGAAUAUAUGCUGUAGUAUUAUAACUGCAAGUCAUGGGUAAUUGACUCUAAUAUUUCGUCAAGCUGUACGUUAGGGGGGAAAGGGCUGGAGAGGUUGUAAGUGGUGUUCGUGUCUUCAUGCAAGUGCAUUAUUAUGC